UUUUCCCAGCCUGUAGGAGUGGAGGAAACCUUUAGGAGCUGCAGGGCAGGCGGUACUUUUGGCCCGAGUCGCAGAUCGAUUCCUGUCCACUCUUUCCCUGCCACUUGCAGGAAAGGGUCCCCCAGCAAGGAUGUAGAGAAGAGCUUUUAAAGAAGUGGAGCACGGCGCUGCAGCCUCCCAUGCACCAGGGCUCUAAAAAUCACAAGAAAACAGCACCUGAAAUGAUCUUGAAGGAACGAUGACCUGUUAGUCCUGUACACCAAACAUGAGGCACCCAACAUGCAAGUGAUUGCAGAUGGAAAAAAGUUACACAUCAGAGAUGACAAUGCUGAUCACGGUCUCAUCCUCCAUCCAGCCCGCUCCCACCCGCCACCACCUCUCCCCACCUCCCACGCUCCCAAAGCCCCGCAAGGACAACCUGCGGCUCCAGCAGCUGCUGAAGAAGGCAGCCAAGAAGAACGCUGUGCUAGCUGCAGAGCAAGCCAAGUCCUUUCGGUCCAGCCUCUCCCCCGUGAACGAGGCCAGCUCUGACGUGGAGCGCAAUGAGAGCCUUCCCCCUGCAGAGACCCCUGAAGCUGCAGCUCCCACCUGUACCAGCCUCACAGGCCACCUCUCCGUCAGACCCGUCACCCAGCACCGCGUCCCCUCCCCGAUCCGGAGGGGCAAGCCUUUCGCCCUGAAGGUCACCGAGCAGAGGCGCAUUGCCGAGCACCUCAGGUUCACAACCCCACCAGCUGAGCCCCCUGCACACAGGCCACGUGCUCCCCAGACCCCGCAGCAGCCUGUAGGCCCGGAUGCCCACCUUCCUGCCCCAGACAACCCUUCGAUACUCAUUGUCCCCCAGCCUCCUCCAUCCAGCACACCCAGCAAAGAAAGGGCACCAGAGGUUACCUACGUCACCAAGGUGCACACUUAUUUCCGCAGCGUCAAGGCGCCCAGGGCCAAGACACCAACAAGCCAGACCCAAGCAACCACCGGCAGUGAAGAAAGGUCUUCUCCUCCAGCACCUGAACCAUCUCCAGGGCAGAUACCUGCCCCGCUUGAUGACAGCAAGGCCCCAGCUCCCACACCAGAGCAUCCCCUUCCUGCUGCUGCAGAGGCAAAGCCCCCUCACCAUGUUCCCAUGCCUGCCUCUCCUCAGGAGCCCACCAUGGCCCCCUUGCCUAAGCCCAGCAUCUCUGAUGCCCACUCCCAUAAAGUUACAGCCCAUGGAAGCAACACAGAAGUACCUGGAUCAGAGAGAGUUCCUGAAUUGCCCGAGGCAGAAGGUGAGAGCUUAAAACCACCAGCAUCCAGCACUCCGUGGAGGCCAGCACACCCAGAAACAGCAAGCGCUGCCCGAGCUGACAGCACGGGGGCCACAUUCACAGACACAAAGGCAGAACACACCAUGCACCCUCAGCCAGCCCCCAGCUUACCAAACACCAGCACUCUCCUCAAAGAAGAGCCAGCAGUAGCAUCAGGGGAAGCAGCAAGACCUGGGGCUGAUGGCUGGCAUCGCCUCAGGAAGCACUUGGUGGUGCAGCCAGAAACACCCAGCUUCCCCGAGUCUGAGCCAGAAAAGCUGAGGCAGGAGGAAGGGAACAAGAAAGACAGUUCUCAGGAAGUCAUCAGUCGAGACGUCAGACCAUUUAAAUCGAGGGCCAUGAGGAUGUGGGAUGCUAUUUUAUACCAGAUGACAGUCAACAAGGAGAGGAAGCAGCAAGCAGAAGAGAUGAAAGCACAGAAGGAGGCAAGUUUCUUCCUUCCCCACCGCCUGCCCAUCCUUCUACACAAGCCACGCUUCGAUGCCCGGAAACUGAGAGAGCUGGCUGCCAAACCCAUGACAAGGAUCAGCACCGUGUUCGAGGUGGGCCGGUACGGACCCCGAGCAGCCAAGGAGCACACCAGGAGCUUUAACCGAACGGCAUCGGGGUGGUCAGUCAACUGAAGGCGAGCUGCUCAACCAGAGCCAUCCUCCAGCGGUUCCUGUGGGGCACCAAGCACAAGAGCACCUACCACUAAAGAGAGCACCUACCGCUAGGUUUUCCGCCUGACAGAGCCUAGCGUCAGGAAAAAAAUAAAAUAAAAUAAAACCCCUCCAAGCCAGCAGCCUCA
Molecule: messenger RNA, 2097 nt
Organism: Oxyura jamaicensis (ruddy duck)
Lineage: Eukaryota; Metazoa; Chordata; Aves; Anseriformes; Anatidae
Product: proteoglycan 4-like
Exons: 3
Coding region: 296-1930 (544 amino acids)
Source: RefSeq, a predicted model, not a curated record